Messenger RNA from Microtus oregoni (creeping vole), 3035 nucleotides. It is a transcript of the gene Ikzf2, whose product is annotated as IKAROS family zinc finger 2. The transcript is spliced from 8 exons. The coding region runs from base 216 to 1796 and encodes 526 amino acids. Gene Ontology annotation, molecular function: DNA-binding transcription factor activity; RNA polymerase II cis-regulatory region sequence-specific DNA binding. The record is from RefSeq and is a predicted model, not a curated record. Lineage: Eukaryota; Metazoa; Chordata; Mammalia; Rodentia; Cricetidae. Gene Ontology annotation, biological process: regulation of transcription by RNA polymerase II.
CCUGCUCCUCGCUGAAGAUGGAGGAAGUAAAAACAGGAUUACCCUUAGCUACAGAUCCACUGCCUUAGUUUCCACCACCAACUGCAGUGCACAAACACACGUUAGGCACAGGAAAGAAAGAAAGAGAGAGGGAGAGGACACACUAACAGUAAACACAAACAAAAGGGUGAUGGGAUUAUUUUACUGCAUGCACUGCUGAGCACCGCACUUUGACUAUGGAAGCAGAGGCUAUUGAUGGCUACUUAACAUGUGACAAUGAGCUUUCACCUGAAGGGGAGCACGCCAGUAUGGCCAUUGACCUCACCUCAAGCACACCCAAUGGACAGCACGCCUCGCCAAGUCACAUGACUAGCACAAAUUCCGUAAAGCUAGAAAUGCAGAGUGAUGAAGAGUGUGACAGGAAACCCCUGAGCCGCGAAGAUGAGAUCAGGGGCCAUGAUGAGGGGAGCAGCCUAGAAGAACCCCUAAUUGAGAGCAGCGAGGUGGCUGACAACAGGAAAGUCCAGGAUCUUCAAGGCGAGGGAGGAAUCCGGCUUCCGAAUGGUAAACUGAAAUGUGACGUCUGUGGCAUGGUUUGCAUUGGGCCCAAUGUGCUUAUGGUACAUAAAAGGAGUCACACUGGUGAGCGCCCCUUCCACUGUAACCAGUGCGGAGCUUCUUUCACCCAGAAGGGCAACCUUCUGAGACACAUAAAGUUACACUCUGGAGAGAAGCCGUUCAAAUGUCCUUUUUGUAGCUAUGCUUGUAGAAGAAGGGACGCUCUCACAGGACACCUCAGGACCCACUCCGUGGGUAAGCCUCACAAGUGUAACUACUGUGGACGAAGCUACAAGCAGCGCAGCUCACUGGAGGAGCACAAGGAACGCUGCCACAACUAUCUCCAGAAUGUCAGCAUGGAGGCUGCCGGGCAGGUCAUGAGUCACCAUGUACCGCCCAUGGAAGAUUGUAAGGAACAAGAGCCUAUUAUGGACAACAAUAUUUCUCUGGUGCCUUUUGAGAGACCUGCUGUCAUAGAGAAGCUCACGGCAAACAUGGGAAAGCGCAAAAGCUCCACUCCACAGAAGUUUGUGGGGGAAAAGCUGAUGCGGUUCAGCUACCCAGAUAUUCAUUUUGAUAUGAACUUAACGUAUGAGAAGGAGGCUGAGCUGAUGCAGUCUCACAUGAUGGACCAAGCCAUCAACAAUGCAAUCACCUACCUUGGAGCUGAGGCCCUUCACCCUCUGAUGCAGCAUGCACCAAGCACAAUCGCCGAGGUGGCCCCAGUUCUAAGCUCAGCUUAUUCUCAGGUCUAUCAUCCAAGCAGGAUAGAAAGACCCGUUAGCAGGGAGACGUCUGACAGUCACGAAAACAACAUGGAUGGCCCCAUCUCUCUCAUCAGACCAAAGAGUCGACCCCAGGAAAGAGAGGCCUCUCCCAGCAAUAGUUGCCUCGAUUCUACUGACUCAGAAAGCAGCCAUGAUGACCACCAGUCCUACCAAGGAAACCCUGCCUUAAACCCCAAGAGGAAGCAAAGCCCACCUUACAUGAAGGAGGAUGUCAAGGCCUUGGAUGCUACCAAGGCCACCAAGGGCUCUCUGAAGGACAUCUAUAAGGUUUUCAAUGGAGAAGGAGAACAGAUAAGGGCCUUCAAGUGUGAGCACUGCCGAGUCCUUUUCCUAGACCAUGUCAUGUACACCAUUCACAUGGGUUGCCAUGGCUACCGGGACCCACUGGAAUGCAACAUCUGUGGCUACAGAAGCCAGGACCGUUAUGAGUUUUCAUCACACAUUGUUCGAGGGGAGCACACAUUCCACUAGGCCUUUUCAUUCCAAAGGGGACCCCCAUGAAGAACUGCACAUGAAGAGAUACUGCACUUACAACCCCACCUUCCCUCUGAGGGUGACCUUCUUUCUCCUUAAAUACUGUCACUGUCCUUGAUUCUUAUUUUGUGGACAAAAUGUCAUUUGCUCUGCCUGAUUAUAGUAAGAAAGAAACCUGAGGAAAGGGAUGAGAUGCUCACUGGUAACCUGGCUUGUUUAUUUUGUGGGUGUUUAAAGCAGUCUAUUUCUGCUAUGCGUUCAGAUUAAGGCCUGUCCUGCUUUGGGAAAUCCUUUGGUUCAUAGAGAUUCACCUAAAAUAGUCUGGUUUGCCCUUGAUGUUCAGGAUCAUGAUGGAAGGUGGGGAAAUUGAGAGUUUUCUGGAUAGGACUCUGGUGAUUUGAAAUGCUCUAAGUAAUUUUACUCUCCAAGAUGUUUCAAAAUGUAAGCCUGUUUUAUUUUCUGUUCGUAGAGAUGAUGGAACACAAACACAUUGUUUUUCCCAAUAACUCCUAGGAUGAGUUGAAUUGUUGUGGGUUCUGUGUUUACCUCCCCUACGGAAUUUAUAAUUCAGUAUGUAUUACACUGUAUCAUAUAGUAAAACUUUUAAACUACAGGUAGUUAGGGGCCACUGUGAUACACCUGAGGUCCUUUAAUCUUAUUUUUCUAAACUUGUGCACUGUUUUUCCAUAGUUUUGAUGACUGGCAUUUUAUAGACACCUUGGCAGCCUUACUUUUAACACCUGUAACAAAUAGUAUUUUUAUGUAGUUUUCAGAAUAACAUAUGGUCGGUCCGAGAGUGGGUAGGAGGCAGUCAGCAGUUUCCAGGAAGAUUUCUGUUUUUCACAAUUUGGGAUUUUCUUUUAAAUUGUACUGUGACAGCAGCCUAAUAUCCGUUUUUGUUUCUAAAGAUGUGUUACGAUUGUCACUUUCUCCACACUUAAUCAGUGUUAACUGGUCAGCAGAAAAGUGUAAUUAGGCUAACAGUAGGGGAAAUCCCACUCUGAGAACCCUCGCCUGGUAUUUUUCUUCAAGCUGUGACCACUCAGUGUUCCGUUCAUAGUCCAUUCCUCUCUGACGCUUGGAAUAGAAGGUCUAAAGAAGCCUGGCUCCUUCUUUCAAAAUCUUGGAGCAACUACUAAUUGGACCUGAAUGUGGUCAUUUGAAUACUGGAAGGUCAUUUAUGAGCUAGGGCUCUUUACUCCACCAUUUCUUCAGUAAUAACAGUUACUACCUUUG